This is a messenger RNA of Chroicocephalus ridibundus (black-headed gull), 5392 nucleotides long. RefSeq names its product glutamyl-prolyl-tRNA synthetase 1 (gene EPRS1). The record is from RefSeq and is a predicted model, not a curated record. The transcript has 35 exons. Gene Ontology annotation, molecular function: glutamate-tRNA ligase activity; proline-tRNA ligase activity; ATP binding. Gene Ontology annotation, cellular component: cytoplasm; aminoacyl-tRNA synthetase multienzyme complex. NCBI's taxonomy places the organism in Eukaryota, Metazoa, Chordata, Aves, Charadriiformes, Laridae. Gene Ontology annotation, biological process: glutamyl-tRNA aminoacylation; translation; prolyl-tRNA aminoacylation. The coding region runs from base 119 to 5170 and encodes 1683 amino acids.
CGGCGGCGGGGGACGGUUCCUGCCCAGCCGGCUCUUGCCGAGGUGGUGCUGCCGCCCGCUCUGGCACGCCCCUUUCCUCUCUUUUAGUUCCGGCGCGGCGCUGGCAGCGACGGUGGGGAUGGCGGCGCUGAGCCUCACUGUCAGCGUGGGGAGCCCGCCACUCGGAGCUCUGCUGACGGUGGAGCAUGUGAAGAAUGAUGUUGAAAUUUCAGUGGAGGAAGGCAAAGAAACCAUCCUCCGUGUGUCCGAGAAUGUUUCAUUUACCAAUGUGAAUUCAAUAGCUCGUUAUCUGGCUAGAGUUGCUGGUUCUGCUGGGUUGUAUGGUUCGAACCUGUUGGAACACACUGAGAUUGACCAUUGGCUGGAGUUUAGUGCUACAAAGUUAUCUACAGCCAGCCAGUUUCUUUCAGCAGUCCAAGAGCUCAACCACUGUCUGUCUCUAAGAACGUACUUGGUCGGAAACUCUCUGAGUCUUGCAGACUUGUGUGUCUGGGCUGUACUAAAAGAUAAUAACAUAUGGCAAGAGCAAUUACAGCAAAACAAAGCUCCUGUGCAUGCAAAGCGAUGGUAUGGCUUUCUUGAGGUACAGCGUGCUUUUCAGUCAGUAGGAGCCAAGUGGUCUUCUGGUACAGCAAAGGUUAAAAUGGCAACAGAAAAGAAAGCGGAUAUUGGAAAGUUUGUUGAACUUCCUGGUGCAGAGAUGGGAAAGGUCAUUGUAAGGUUUCCGCCUGAAGCAAGUGGGUAUCUGCAUAUUGGUCAUGCCAAAGCUGCCCUGCUAAAUCAGCACUACCAAGUUAACUUUAAAGGAAAACUUAUUAUGAGAUUUGAUGACACAAAUCCAGAAAAAGAGAAAGAAGACUUUGAAAAGGUUAUUCUUGAAGAUGUUGCAAUGUUGCACAUCAAACCAGAUCAAUUUACGUAUACCUCAGAUCACUUUGAAGCAAUAAUGAAAUACGCUGAGAAGCUUAUUCAAGAAGGGAAGGCAUAUGUGGAUGAUACUCCUGCAGAACAAAUGAAAGCAGAGCGUGAGCAAAGAAUGGAAUCUAAACACAGAAAUAACUGUGUUAAUAAGAAUCUACAAAUGUGGGAAGAAAUGAAAAAGGGAACAGAAUAUGGACAAACAUGUUGUCUACGAGCAAAAAUAGAUAUGAGUAGUAACAAUGGAUGUAUGAGGGAUCCAACUCUUUAUCGUUGUAAAAACCAGCCUCAUCCACGUACUGGAAAUACAUACAAGGUUUAUCCCACAUAUGACUUUGCCUGCCCCAUUGUUGACAGUAUUGAAGGUGUCACACAUGCAUUGAGAACAACUGAAUACCAUGACAGAGAUGAACAAUUCUACUGGAUCAUUGAGGCACUGGGCAUAAGGAAACCAUAUAUAUGGGAGUAUAGCCGACUAAACCUCAACAACACUGUGCUCUCUAAGAGAAAGCUUACGUGGUUUGUCAAUGAAGGGCUUGUGGAUGGAUGGGAUGACCCAAGAUUUCCCACUGUGCGUGGUGUCCUAAGAAGAGGCAUGACAGUUGAAGGGCUCAAACAGUUUAUUGCUGCUCAGGGCUCAUCUCGAUCUGUCGUGAAUAUGGAGUGGGAUAAAAUUUGGUCCUUUAACAAAAAGCUGCGAGCUAUCUGUAAGAAGGUUAUAGACCCAGUAGCACCUCGGUACACUGCUUUAUUGAAAGAUGCAGUGGUCCCAGUAAAUAUUCCUGAAGCUCAAGAGGAGAUGAAAGAAGUGGCUAAACAUCCAAAGAAUGUCGAUGUCGGGUUGAAACCUGUGUGGUAUGGCUCCAGAGUCCUGAUCGAGGGCGCAGAUGCAGAGACCUUGACAGAGGGAGAGGUGGUUACAUUCAUAAAUUGGGGCAAUAUUGUCAUCACCAAAUUAAACAGAAAUUCAAGUGGAAAAAUCGUGUCCAUUGAUGCCAAGUUGAACUUAGACAAUAAGGACUUCAAAAAAACGACUAAGAUCACUUGGUUAGCAGAAAGUCCAUGUGCACCGCUCAUUCCAACUGUCUGUGUUAAUUAUGAACAUCUGAUCACUAAGCCAGUUCUAGGUAAAGAUGAAGAUUUCAAGCAGUACAUCAACCAAAAUAGCAAGCAAGAAGAACUGAUGUUAGGUGAUCCUUGCCUUAGGGAUUUAAAAAAAGGGGACAUCAUACAACUUCAGAGGAGAGGAUUCUUUAUUUGUGAUCAGCCCUAUGAGACAGUGAGUCCUUACAGCUGUAAAGAAGCCCCGUGCAUUUUGAUUUACAUCCCUGAUGGACACACUAAGGAAAUGCCAACGUCUGGGUCAAAAGAGAAGACCAAAGCUGAAACUGCAAAGAAAGAGGCUAGUUCAGCUGUAAAAGGAAAAUCUGCUCCACUUGUUGCUGAUACCUCUACUCCAGCCAGCACUGUAUCAGAAGGUCACCUGGUCCUUUACAACAGGGUGGCUGCACAGGGUGAUAUAGUUCGUCACUUGAAAGCUAAGAAGGCAUCAAAGGAAGAUAUUGAUAAAGCUGUGAAAGAGUUGCUGGCCUUGAAAGCAGAAUACAAAGAGAAGACAGGCCAGGAGUAUAAGCCUGGAAAUCCUCUAGUACCUGUAACUGAACUGUGUGUGUCUUCAAAGCUUGGGACCUCUGGUACCCUGGACAGCAAAGCUCUGUAUGAUAAAGUGGCAGAGCAAGGAGAAGCGGUCCGAAGACUGAAAGCUGAGAAAGCACCUAAGGAUGAGAUAGGUGCUGCUGUGGAAGUCCUUUUAUCGCUAAAGGCAGAAUAUAAACAACAGACAGGCCAGGAGUACAAACCCGGAAGCCCACCUGUGGUCUUUGUCCCUCCUCAGUCUUCUCCUAUUUCUACUCUUCCAUCCCCAUGUUCAGUAGACAGCAAAUCUCUAUACAACAAAGUAGCUGAACAAGGCGAAGUGGUCCGCAAACUUAAAUCAGAGAAAGCUUCAAAGGAACAAGUAGAUGAGGCUGUGAAAAUUCUUUUAAAUCUAAAAGCAGAAUAUAAACAAAAGACAGGUCAAGAGUACAAGCCUGGAAAUCCACCUUCAACUCCUCCUUGUAUACCUUCUGCUGCACUUCCAUCUUCUGUAUCUAACUUGGCAACCUGUAGCUUAGUGGAUGGCAAAGCACUUUAUGAUAAUGUAGCUGAACAAGGGGAAGUGGUACGCAGACUCAAAGCAGAGAAAGCCUCCAAGGAUGAAAUAGAUGAAGCAGUAAAACUCCUUCUUUCUCUAAAAGCUGACUACAAGGAAAAGACUGGGCAGGACUACAAGCCAGGACAUCCACCAGUAGCUCAAGGUGCUUUGCCUCAGGCAUCAAACACAGUACCCAGUGGUCCAGACACGCCUGAAGCUAAAGCCCUGUUUAGCAAAGUAGCUCUUCAAGGAGAUGAAGUUAGGAAAUUGAAAGCAGAAAAAACAGAAAAGGAAAAGAUAGAUGCAGCUGUUAAGGAACUUCUUCAAUUGAAGGCCCAGUAUAAGUCUGUUGCGGGAGUGGACUAUAAACCAGUUUCUGCUAGUGGCACUGAUGACAAAGACAAGAAAAAGAAAGAGAAAGAGAACAAAUCUGAAAAGCAGAGUAAGCAACAGAAGCAAAUUGAUGGCCCAAAAAAAGAACCUUUGCAAGGACAGACUGGUAAUGAGCUCUCCUCAAAUGGAUCAGGAGAAGGUCAAGGCCCUAAGAAACAAACCAGGCUGGGUCUAGAAGCUAAAAAAGAAGAAAAUCUUGCAGACUGGUUCUCUCAGGUGAUCACAAAAUCAGAGAUGAUUGAAUACUACGAUGUGAGUGGCUGUUAUGUUCUUCGUCCUUGGGCUUAUGCUAUUUGGGAAGCUAUCAAGAACUUCUUUGAUGCAGAGAUCAAGAAGCUUGGAGUGGAAAACUGUUACUUCCCCAUGUUUGUGUCCCAGGCUGCCCUAGAGAAAGAGAAGACUCAUAUUGCUGACUUUGCUCCUGAGGUUGCUUGGGUCACAAGAUCCGGGAAAACAGAUCUGGCUGAACCGAUUGCUGUACGUCCAACAAGUGAAACAGUCAUGUAUCCUGCCUAUGCAAAGUGGGUGCAGUCACACAGGGAUCUUCCUAUCAAGCUUAAUCAGUGGUGCAAUGUUGUGCGUUGGGAGUUCAAACAUCCCCAACCUUUCCUUCGCACUCGUGAGUUCCUUUGGCAAGAGGGUCACACGGCAUUUGCAACAUAUGAAGAAGCAGCAGAGGAGGUGAUGCAGAUACUUGAUCUCUAUGCUCAAGUGUAUGAAGAUCUCCUAGCAAUACCUGUUGUGAAAGGAAGGAAGACAGAGAAGGAGAAAUUCGCUGGGGGUGAUUAUACAACCACUGUAGAGGCAUUUAUAUCUGCCAGUGGAAGAGCUAUCCAGGGAGCAACAUCACAUCAUCUAGGGCAGAAUUUCUCAAAGAUGUUUGAAAUUGUAUUUGAAGAUCCCAAGAAACCAGGAGAAAAACAGUUUGCUUAUCAGAAUUCCUGGGGCAUUACAACUCGAACUAUUGGUGUAAUGACAAUGAUUCAUGGAGAUAACAUGGGAUUGGUGCUCCCACCUCGAGUAGCUUGUGUUCAGGUUGUAAUUAUUCCCUGUGGUAUCACAAACUCUCUUUCUGAAGAGGACAAAGAGGCUUUAUUGAAGAAAUGCAAUGAGUAUCGUAACAGGCUGCUUAGUGUUAAUAUCCGUGUACGGGCUGAUUUAAGAGAUAACUAUUCACCUGGUUGGAAGUUCAACCACUGGGAACUUAAGGGUGUUCCAGUCAGGGUUGAAGUGGGACCACGAGACAUGAAGUGCCAACAGUUUGUAGCUGUUAGAAGAGAUACAGGACAGAAGCUGACCUUUUCUGAACAUGAGGCAGAAGAUAGACUGAAGCAGAUUUUGGAGGAGAUCCAUGCUAACCUUUACAACAGAGCUUCUGAGGACUUAAAAAGUCAUAUGGUGGUGGCCAAUAAUAUGGAGGACUUUCAGAAAGAGCUUGAUUCAGGAAAGAUUGUACAAAUCCCUUUUUGUGGGGAAAUUGAGUGUGAGGAUUGGAUCAAGAAGACCACUGCCAGGGAUCAAGAUCUUGAGCCUGGUGCCCCUUCCAUGGGAGCAAAAAGCCUCUGCAUACCUUUUCAGCCUCUCUGUGAACUACAGUGUGGGACAAGAUGUGUCUGCGGCAAAAACCCUGCCAAGUUUUACACUCUAUUUGGUCGUAGUUACUAAAUUACUAGUGAAAGCACCUUCUCCUUUAUCUGUGAAUUAAACUUUUUUUAACAAGACUGAAAUAGCCCCCAAACCUAAUCAGUUUUGCAACUUUUUAAAUGAUUCCAAAAGCAAAGCCAUAAACCAUAAACCCACCUCCCCAAUUGUCAGUCUUAGGCUAGCAGUAAUUCACAGACUUUUCUGUAAACAUCUCUAAUAAUAAACAUGUAUUGUGAGCUGUAA